UACGUCCUAACGCUCUGUGCUUAGCGGAAGCGCCAAGACGCCCCAGCCGGCCCGGAAAUUAUUUCUGCGAGCGAGCCGGAAGCGGGAAGGAAGACUGCUGUGACCGUGUGGGACGGAACCGGACUCGGAGUGGCGUCCCUCCGCUAAGCGCUCAGGUUUCAAAAUCUGGCAACAGAAUUCCCUGCAUGGAAGGCACUGAUGACCCAGUCGAUAGCUUCGGAGGCUGGAAUGCAGCUGCGGAAAGGGAAAGAUCCUCGUUGCCGAGAGCUGAUUCAGUUUGCAGUGCUGUGCAGAGCCAUCACACUCCUGCUGCAGGCCAUUUUCAACCUGCUGAUCCCGGACCAUGCUGCAGACGCUUUCUCCCCGCCCCGCUUGUCUGAGUCUGGAUUCUGUGACUGGCUCGUGGAAAAGCUUCUGGGCGGUCUGUCCCGUUGGGAUGCGGAGCACUUCUUGUUCAUCGCGGAGUAUGGCUACGUGUACGAGCACAACGGUGCCUUCUUCCCCCUGUUUCCCCUGAGCCUGCAAGUGGUGGCAGAGACGGUGCUGUGGCCUCUUCGAGGCUUCCUGUGCCUCAGGAGCCGCCUGCUCCUUUCUGCGGCUCUGCUCAACUCCCUCUUCUCUGUCCUGGCCUCUUGGGCCCUCUAUGAGCUGGGCUGCGCGGUCCUGCAGUGCCACAGGAAGGCCUUCCUGUCGGCCAUCUUCUUCUGCCUCACCCCUGCUAACGUCUUCAUGGCAGCUGCUUAUUCAGAAAGCAUGUUUGCCCUCUUGGUGUUUGGAGCCAUGUGGCAGCUAGAAAAGGGGCGGCGUUGGACCAGCACCCUUCUCUUUGCCGUCGCCACUGGCGUGCGCUCCAACGGGCUAAUCAAUGCUGGGUUUCUCCUCUAUUCCCGGACAAAACACUUUGCUUCCCAGCUCCAAGCAGAGACAGGAAGUGGAACAAAGUUGUGGCAGAUCCCGCGUCAGUUCCUAAUCUGGGCCGCUUCUCUGGUGGUGAUGUCCAUCCCUGUUUUCCUACCUUUUGCUUUGUUUCAGUUCUACGCCUUCCUCAAGUUCUGCAAGCCCAGUAUUAGCCCUGAGUUUGCUCUCCCAGAGCCACUGUUGCAGCUAGCUGUGGAGAAAGGGUAUCGUGUUGCAGGAUUAAAGGGUGUGGAACCCCAGUGGUGCUCCUGGGAUUUGCCUGUGCUGUACACCUAUAUUCAAGACGCCUACUGGAAUGUGGGCUUUCUCAGGUACUUUGAGCUCAAACAGAUCCCCAACUUCCUUUUGGCUGCACCCACUAUUGUGCUGGGCUCUUGGGCAGCCUGGAGGUACAUCCGUGCAAAUCCCUGGCACUGCCUCGUGCUUGGCCUGCUGAGAAGAAAGGCUGGAGGAGUGAAGAGAGAAGACUCUGGCAAGCCGGCUGCUGGAUUCUGCUCUCCAGGUGUAUUGGUUUACCUCGUCCAUGCCAUGGCUCUCUUGAUAUUUGGGACCUUUUGCAUGCACGUUCAGGUUCUUACAAGAUUUUUGGGCUCCUCUUCACCAGUCCUUUACUGGUUUUUUGCUCAUCUCCUUCAUGACCACGAACCUCUCCUGCAGAACAGAGACCAAUCUACGGGGCAUGCUACACUCCACUUUGAGAAGCCUUCCUUAGGCAAUUCUCUUCCGAGCGGGAACAGAAAUGAAAACCUGGUGCUAGCACUCUUGAGUAACUGGCGACAGACUACCACUCUCACCAAAUGCAUUCUAGCAUAUGUCCUUUCCUAUUGGCUGCUGGGGCUGGUUCUUCACUGUAAUUUCUUUCCUUGGACAUAAGAGCUUGAGAAACCACCACAUGGGUAGCCAGCUUUCUGAUGGGAACACAGUGACUGAACAUAUUUCAGCUUUGCACUGUUUUGGAGCCAAGUAAUCUCUCAAACCUUCUGUGAAGGUAUUCUUGUAUGCAUUAAAUUGAGACACAAAUUAGGCAAGGAGAAUCACCACCAAUUUUGCCUGCCAUUGUGAGAAAGUAUAAGUGUCCAGCUUUCACCAGAAACAAAAGCAUGCAUAGUGUACACGCACACACACAAUUUCUGCAAUUAGCUAAUAUAUUAAAAAGCCAUAGGAAUAUAGGAGGCUGCCUGAUACUGAGUCAGACCACUGGUCCAUUUGGCUCAGUAUUGUCUACACAGACUGGCGGCGGCUUCUCCAAGGUUUCAGGCCGGAGUCUUUCCCAGCCCUACUUGGAGAUGCCAGGGAUUGAACCUGGGACCUUCUGCAUGCAAAGCAAAUGCCUUACCAGUUCUAAUAUCAAUACUCCAGCAUGACACCCCCCUCCCAAAAGGAAGUCAAGGCUAUGUUAUACAGCUAAAGAGGUGGAGUUGUGCCAAUAGGAAUAUGCUUUGUUUCCAAAGACCAGGUUAUCAGGGAGCAGGUUAAGCCCCCACUCCAGGGAUGUCCCGGAGUCUACAUCCUUUCUCUUACCUAAGUGAAUAGUUUCCAUUUCCAUUUCCUCCUAUGGAAAGUGAGGUUCUGCACUUUGGGAUGGUGUUGCAGUGGGCUUUGGCACAGACCCUGGCUGGGCCCCACUGACAGGGAUCCUGCAGGAAAGUGCACUCUCAGGGCACAGAUACAAACUGAACUUCCUUGCAACAUGCAAGCCCUCCAUCUCCACAUCAGUGAGGGCAUUUUGCCGGUAGAUCAACAGAAGCUGUGUGUAACGGUAUAAUUCUUUUCUAAUCCUGUAUAAUGGGUCUAUGUGGACAGCAGGUGGUGAGUCAUUGCUCAGGCACUGCUUCUCUUUUGGUCACAUCUUCUGUCAUUUCACUAAUGCAGCCAUUUUUUCUUUUGUUGCCUUCUGUAAUGGGCAUUUCUGUGCGCUGGAUGUGUUCAGUCAUCUCUUCUGUGCAGCUGGUAUAGACAGUUCUUCUUUGUAGUCCUUGUACUUUACACGUAUGGGCUCUGUGCAUGCGUGGAGGCCCAUCCGGGAACUUUCCAAGCUCCUCUUAGCUCUCAAGUUCAGGUGGGAAAGAGCCCCACCUCCAUCUCUCUCUCUCUCUCUCUCUCUCCCUCCCCAAGUGCCUCUCCUGUUCCUUAGUUCUCCUUCAUCCACUGCAUUCUUUAAUUUGCCGGCGGCUCAGAAAACCUCUGGCUCUGGGAGACUAUUGCUCUCUUUCUCUUUAAUCUUUAGUCACCUUUUAUUCUGACCUCUAAAUGUUAUUUUCCUGUUCAUUUGCCCCCCCUCUUCUUUUAUCACCCCCUCCUUUUCCCCUCAUUCCCAUGUCCCACGGGGGUGUAUGGCCAACAAAGUCACUUUGAAAAGGUGCAGAGCUUGCUGUGCAAAAGUUCCUGCUUUGGACGGCCACCAGCUCAGCCUUCUUUUUUUGGGAGAAACCCAUAUCACAGACUCCUAUUCCGACUGCCAAAAUUUUACCCACCAGGCAUGCUGCAAUAGGGCAGCGAGAUUGAGAGCCAAUCUCAAUCCUCCUGCCUAAGCAAAUAGUGACUAUGCCCUCCGUCCCAUCCCAUUAGGACACCACUACCACAGGGACUGGGCUGGUACCUCUGGUAUCUACCACUACCAUGAGAUGGCCUGCCACUGUGCAGUACGCUUGUGCUCCCUUGGGACCAACAGGGUCUUCGGUUCCCACUGCACCACUGCCCAUGCCAGC
Hemicordylus capensis (graceful crag lizard) is the source of this 3626-nucleotide messenger RNA. RefSeq names its product phosphatidylinositol glycan anchor biosynthesis class V (gene PIGV). The record is from RefSeq and is a predicted model, not a curated record. Gene Ontology annotation, biological process: GPI anchor biosynthetic process. NCBI's taxonomy places the organism in Eukaryota, Metazoa, Chordata, Lepidosauria, Squamata, Cordylidae. The transcript has 4 exons. Gene Ontology annotation, molecular function: GPI mannosyltransferase activity; alpha-1,6-mannosyltransferase activity. The coding region runs from base 199 to 1791 and encodes 530 amino acids. Gene Ontology annotation, cellular component: endoplasmic reticulum membrane; mannosyltransferase complex.